Messenger RNA from Penicillium manginii, 2205 nucleotides. RefSeq lists its product as uncharacterized. Gene Ontology annotation, biological process: mRNA processing. Lineage: Eukaryota; Fungi; Ascomycota; Eurotiomycetes; Eurotiales; Aspergillaceae. The record is from RefSeq and is a predicted model, not a curated record. The transcript is spliced from 2 exons. The coding region runs from base 1 to 2205 and encodes 734 amino acids. Gene Ontology annotation, cellular component: nucleus. Gene Ontology annotation, molecular function: RNA binding.
AUGGCCGCAAAGCGUCCCCGCGCGACCUUUGAGGCCGAUCAGGCUGACUUGCGACCCCCAUACGCUCUCUACGGCACGCCAUUACCCCCAUUAGACUCAGCCGCGCGCGAUGAUGGCUCGUACAUGCCGGUUUGGAAGCAAGAGGUGACCGACGAGCGGGGGAGGAAACGCCUCCAUGGCGCCUUUACUGGUGGCUUUAGUGCAGGUUACUUCAACAGCGUUGGCUCAAAAGAAGGAUGGACCCCGGCCACUUUCGUCUCCUCCCGCCAAAAUCGCGCCCGCGAUGCGAAAGAUGCGAAACAACAAUCCCAGCAACGACCCGAGGACUUCAUGGACGAAGAGGAUUUGAGGGAGCAAGAGGAGUCACGAAAUUUACAAACCGCGGAGGGGUUCGCUGGAUUUGGUUCCACAGACACAGAUCCGACCCGACGGACAGGGCUCAUGGACUUGCUCAAGACCGGUGGCGAAACAAUGGGUGUUAAACUACUGAAGAGAAUGGGCUGGCGUGAAGGCCAGGGAAUCGGUCCCAAAGUACGACGCAAGGCAGACCUCGGCGAUACCUCAGCUCGUGGCGGCGAGGGGACCGACAAGACAUAUCUCUUCGCACCUGAGAACCCAAGGAUGGUCUCUUUUGUCCGAAAGUCCGAUAACAAAGGCCUGGGUUUUGCAGGAGAGUCGCGACUGGCAGCUCAGGAAACUUCACAAGAGGAACCCGAAGAGUUAGAUUCGUUCUUCGGUGGCCGUCUUGCCGACCAAACGAAAUCCGCCAAAUUACCCAAGGCCAAACAACCGCGCCGAGGGGGCCUCGGAGUCGGCAUUCUCAAUGACACUGGAUCCGAUGACGAAGACCCCUACUCUCUAGGGCCUCAAAUCUCUUAUAAUAAAACCAUUGGUGGGGAUAAAAAGAAGAAGAAGAAAGGCAAAGCAGACGAAGCGAAACCUACAAUUGGCUCCUCCAACCCCCUACUUGGCGAAAAACCUGUCUUCAUUUCCAAAAAAGUUGUUGCAGCUCGAGGAGCUGGAGGUUUCAGAAAAUGCCGUGAUGGACGCUUACCGCUGGACGGUUUCGUCCUUGCCGAUGCUCUGUCGGGCCUAGCCAUUUCGGACAAGAGAUACGGCCCUCCCACGAUCCCUGAGGGCUGGAAGUCUGCUCAGCAACGGACAUCUAACGACCAGAAAACCUCAGAGUAUGUCUCGACGGCGGAUGCCGCCAAAUCAUCCAUACUCGAUCCUACAUCCCGAGCUGCAGUCCUAGGUGAAACCCAGCUACCUGGAAAAUCCGUUUUUGAUUGGAUGACCCCAGAGGCUCGCGAGCGGAUUGCAAAGCUCACUGGCAAUGCCAAUCUGCCCCCUGCUCUCGGUGAGGGUGCUCCGAAGGGCUAUGAGAUGUCAGACUCGCAAAAACGAAAAGACCUAUGGGAUCUAGUUCCAAAGCUGGACAAACAGACAGCUGUCCAGGCCUUAACUCGGGCUGUCAGCGGAUGGAUGCCCUACUCGGAAGACGAAGAGAAACGAGGUCGAUAUCGCAAUUUCCUCGAAGUUCGGGCAGAGAUACGCGACACUCUCCCGGUCAGGUUGCCAGGGUCCAGCACCGAUGAGUGGGUCAACGAGAUGCAAGAGUUUGCGCGUGCCGCGGAGGUCUUUAAACCCAUGUCUAAUAUCAUGGCGUCCCGGUUCACAUCAGCUUCCUCGGGGCCUAAAGUUGCUUCAGAUGCGCCCGACUCCAAUGACGAUCCACUGAGUCGGCCCAAUGAGAAACCGGACGACCCAGCCGUGGCAGCUGCUAAGAUUGGCAUGUUCGGACCAAUGACCCGAAGCACUACGUCCUUCUACCCAUCGCGUCUUCUUUGCAAGCGAUUCAAUAUCAAGCCCCCAUCACACGUCCAACAAGAUCCUGGGGAACAACCAACAGAUUUUGGUUCUGGGUCACGCUUCCCGUCUGGCGGUCCUCAACCCGACACCAAGGCCAGGGAGCUGAUAUCACAGGACGUGAUGGAUAUGAUAAUGGCGGAAUCUGGCCUUCAACCUUCUCCUAUCAACUCUGGAACAACAGGGCAAAUCCUAGAACAAACCAGCGUCCCUGCCCCUCCUCCGGUUGUAGAGCCCGAACGUAAUGAUGCGCUCGAGGCUGAGCGACCGGGCGAUGAUGUCUUCAAGGCCAUUUUUGGCAGUGACGAUGAUGAUGAUGAUGAGGACGAGGACUAA